This is a messenger RNA of Silurus meridionalis, 3189 nucleotides long. RefSeq names its product inositol 1,3,4,5,6-pentakisphosphate 2-kinase (gene ippk). NCBI's taxonomy places the organism in Eukaryota, Metazoa, Chordata, Actinopteri, Siluriformes, Siluridae. Gene Ontology annotation, biological process: inositol phosphate biosynthetic process. Gene Ontology annotation, molecular function: ATP binding; inositol-1,3,4,5,6-pentakisphosphate 2-kinase activity. The transcript has 13 exons. The record is from RefSeq and is a predicted model, not a curated record. Gene Ontology annotation, cellular component: nucleus. The coding region runs from base 175 to 1632 and encodes 485 amino acids.
CCGCACUCUUUCCUCCUCAGUGUGUGAGAGGAGUCCGGCGUCCUCAGGCUGUUCUCUCUACACACAAGUUUUCCCGCUUGGCCUAAUCAGCUGUGAGAGGGUUUUUUUCUUUUCUUUUCUUUCAGCUUUUCGGAGUUAAACUAAGUGGAACCACCGCGUCCUCAGCGCUGUGUUAUGGAACUAGACAAAAUGGACGAGAACGACUGGAAAUACCACGGCGAGGGGAACAAGAGCCUUGUUGUGUCUCACGUCCAGCACUCCAGGGUUCUUCGGCUUUUGAAAUACCCGUCUGAAGAUGCAGAAAACGCACACCAGACGACCGAGCAAGCUUUCCAACACAUUCUUUACAUAGUGGAUUAUAGCAGAAAUGUCAUGAAGCCCUUGUUGGGGGAGAAAUAUGUGCAUAGUGGAGAAGUUGUUAAACUCCCGUUGGACUUUGUACGGCAGCUCUCUUUAAAGAUUCAGCAAGAACGCCCAGAACUGCGGUGUGAUAAAGUGAUGGACACUAUCAGUGGAUGUGGUCUGUGCCUUCCCAACCUCACCCACCUUUCACCAUGCCACUUUGGAGACUGCCGGCCUCCUCUGUGUGUAGAAAUUAAGCCAAAAUGUGGAUUUCUACCAUUUUCAAGACAUGUUACCAAGGAAUGCAAGCGAAAAGUAUGCCGAUUUUGUAUGCAUCAGCAUUUUAAGCUGGCCAGUGGGAAAUGGAACAGGCAAAGCAGGUACUGUCCCUUGGAUCUCUUCUCAGGGAGCAAACAGCGAAUGUAUAUUGCAAUCAGGAACCUACUGGAAGAACCACAAAACAAUUUAAAAAUAUUUAAGGGUGGAGAACUGAUAUACAGUUGCAAAGACGAUGCCAAACAAAAACCAGACCUAAAUGAGCUCAUCCAGCACCUGUGGCCCUACUUCCACCACAGCAACGGUCACCAGCUCAGCAGGACUGUCCUCAGUGAGUUCAUUCAGGUGAUCUGCAGUGCUCUGCUGAGCACCGGAGACUCUAAUCGCUCUGGAGAACACAGGAAGAUGCAGCUUGGUGAGAGCAGAAUUCUCUGUGAAGCCAGUCCGCUCCACAGAGAUCUGCUACGCAAUGGCACUGUUGGUCUUCCCAAAGACUGUGUUCUUGCCAAAAUCCUCCAAGCUCAGAUGUUGGAUAACCUCGAUAUUGAAGGCCUUUACCCACUGUACAAGAGAGUGGAGCAAUAUCUGGAGGAGUUUCCUAAAGAGAGGAAUAGAUUACAUAUAGAUGGUCCUUAUGAUGCGAGUUUCCUGGAGAAGGUGAAAACAUGUCCUUCUGAAGAUGACGGCUCCAUAGAAUAUGCGGUCGCAAAGGUUCAUCAGUACAGAGUAGCAAUGACUGCUAAGGAUUGCUCGAUUAUGAUCACAUUUGCACCUUGUGGAGAAGAUGAGAAUUCUAGGUUUUCCUGUUUGGACACCAAAUACACGUUAUACUGCCACCUGCUGUAUGGGAGAGUUAUGAUCCGCCUGUGUAAAGCUCCUUUGAGACAAUGUCUAUUGUUAGUCUCUAUUCCAAUAAACAUUUAUUUAAUUGGUUUCUCUCCUGCAAGUGCAGAAUGUAUUGUUUGGAGUCAGAUGUGCCUGCUUAAUAAUUUGCCUAAUUUGCAGCACAAAUGACACAAAAAUCAGCCUGAUUAAUCGUCUGGCUGUACAAUCGGUUGAUCUCUUCUUUACAGCACGGCAUGAUGUUUAUUCAGCAAUAGAAAAGCUUCCAUCCAUUUUUCUUCGAACAUGCACUGUUAAACUAUCGAAAUGUUUUAAGUUGCAGCAAUGUCUUAUCAGUAUCUUUUCGAUGCUGCGUUUUAAAAUAGGGAAAAGAAAUAAUUUUCAUUCCGGCUAAAAUUCUCUGAUUGGCGCACACAACCUAUUGCGACUGCAACCAUGAAAAGCAGCCAAUAACAGUGCAACGAAAGUGGUGAUGCAUUUUGGGGGUUAUAGUUUCCAUUGCAGAUAACCAUGAGCUUCAAUCCGAGAACUCGCACAGAUCCACUUCACAGCUGCACAUGUUAUUUUUUUACUUAAAUGGUGGUACUGUAGAGCCCUGUGGCCUAGGAAAACUCAAGUGGUCAUAUUUUGACAGCUACUUUAUAUAUAUUUAAAAAGUACAGGUUUUGCCAGAAUUGAAACCUGCUCAUGCAUUUAUUUCAGAGUUUUAACAUUUUAAUGUCUCAAGUGAAAGAGUAUUUAUUUAUUAAUUUUUUUACUACAAGUGAAAUUGGAUUCAAAGAUUUGAUCUUUACCGUCUCUUCACAUGAUUUCUGUUCAUAUCAACAAGGUAUCUUUUUGACUGCUUCUUUAAAGUUUACACAAGAUGACAUCUGACAGUUUCUGUAAAAGUUAAUUGUGGUCUGCAAAACCCUAUUACUGACUAUUUCCCUCUGCCAUAAUGAGUGGCUCAGCUACGGAAACUUGUGUUUUCAAUCGAUUUACCAGAGUCACCCUGUGUGCUCCUGAUGUUACCGUUAAAAUGUUUUUUUUUUUCUUUUCUUACUUAUUUAUCUUCUAAUACACAGAACCCUUUUCUUUCCUUGGUGGUCAGAAUUGUUCCGCUGCUUUCAUGCAGUUGUUGACUUUAAAGCCGCACACACUGCAUUGUAAUAUGUGCCAAUUUAAACAAAAGUUCACCAGGUUGGGUGUAGGGUCAAUAAUAAUAUUGUAUUAUUUUGGUAAAUGUGAUGUACUCUAAUAAUCACUCUAAUUAGAACUAAUUUUAAAUACAAACAAAUUGACCAGGCCCAUGAAGUGCUUCAGUUAUGAGCUUUGGAAACAAUAAUACAUGUUGUUAUGGUGAACAAAACUGCACCAAUUUGGAGCUGCAUGGGAAAUCCUUUAGAACUGUGUAACCAGGUGGGAGCCACUAGGUUGUGCUGUAGUCAUCUAUAGAUAAAAGAGCACAUGGCAGGAUUGUAAAGUCUGCUUAAGUGAGCAGUGUGUGUGCGCGUGCAGACGUGUGCAUUUAUCAGACCCUACUGACGCGGUUUCACGCUUGUUUCCUAAAUGACUUACACAGAAGCUGAGUAAUUAAGAACUUCUGCUCAUAAAAGAGUCUUCAUUGUGCUAAAGCAGAGCGAGCGAGCGAGCAGUUUGGACAUGUCUAUAAAAUACUUUAUUGCAAUAAAGUGUGGCACAUAAAGUUUACUGUAUAUGAUGCCGGUAUUUCUCUAAGCAGAUAAA